This is a messenger RNA of Paecilomyces variotii, 1134 nucleotides long. RefSeq lists its product as hypothetical. The record is from RefSeq and is a predicted model, not a curated record. Bases 102 to 794 code for a protein of 230 amino acids. The transcript has a single exon. NCBI's taxonomy places the organism in Eukaryota, Fungi, Ascomycota, Eurotiomycetes, Eurotiales, Thermoascaceae.
CUUCUCGGCUUUGUUGGCUCAACCUGCACUUGAGGAGCCCUCUCCGACCUCUCUGGUUCGAGUUCCAGAUCUAUUAUGAUCGGUGGUGGGGAGCCAGCAAGAUGAUACACCAAACUCAAGAACAAAAAGCCAUGGUUGGUCCUUAUGUCGCCGUGCUAGUAACUUCAGUGAUACGUCGUUCCCCUACCCCCGACAGUCUGUCGGGCUCCGACACCACUUCCAGAAACAAGUUUUCAUAUAUCGCCCCGGUCAUUGUGAUCUCUGUUGGACUAACUGCGAUACUUCUCUUGAAUAUUUAUUUUCGUCGUCGUUCUUCUCAGCGGGUGACGCCUGUUAAUACCCUUCCUGCAAACCAACAACAAAGCCGCGAGACGAAUACAGCAAAAGCACUUCUAGAUACCUUUCCCAUUGUUAAGUUCAGAGGCCCGCAUGAUAGCAGUCUGGAAAUGGGCGAUUUGGCCGCCGUUUCUCGUGAAAGCAGAGAAUUAAGGGCACCAGCUAAUCAAGGGCCGCAGCCGUGGGAAACGUCAGAACAAAAUACUACGGUGGAUGAAAGAGACCUUGCUCAAGUACAUCGGAAAACUUCAAAUGUAUCACCCACACUUACUCUCGCUUAUGCGACGGCAAAUGUUGCUUGCUCAAUCUGUACCGAGAACUUUACCGACGGCCAGAAUGUGAGAAUGUUGCCGUGUGGUCAUCAGUUCCAUCCACGGUGUAUUGACCCAUGGCUUCUCAAUCGGUCAUAUACAUGUUCUAUGUGCCGCAUUGAUCUCAGUCGGUCUGAUCUUGUCUAGUUGGAUAGCUCUAGGGCAAAUAAUGGGCAACCAAGCUAGGGUUAUGACACCUGGAUUGCAAAGAUAAUGCAUUGUGACUGAAAAUCAUGUAAAGGAUUUCUAGGAGAACUUUGAAAUGUCUACGUCAAACUUUGUUAGAAUAAUCUUCUGUCUCUCGCAGUAUGACUAGAAUUUCUGCCAGAGGGUCCAGGCUGAAUGAUUUUUAAAAAAUGUUGAACCUUAUACUCUGAUUUAUUCCCCAGGCUCUUCACGAACUUCAGUUGUAUAUAGCACCCUGGCCAAUGUAUCCAAGAUAGCAAUAAUUCAGAACAUACGAUAUCCCGGACGGGGUAUCCCAGAC